Letharia columbiana is the source of this 1560-nucleotide messenger RNA. RefSeq lists its product as uncharacterized. Lineage: Eukaryota; Fungi; Ascomycota; Lecanoromycetes; Lecanorales; Parmeliaceae. The transcript is spliced from 2 exons. The coding region runs from base 1 to 1560 and encodes 519 amino acids. The record is from RefSeq and is a predicted model, not a curated record.
AUGGCGCAAGUUUACAACGGCCAGCUGGAUGCCUUCGAUCUCUACCACAAGAUUCAAGAAUCCCCGGAAAAAGCCCCCUACAUUCUCGGUGGUCCAGCUUUACCGGCUCUAGGUCAUGCCAUUGCUGGCUCAACCGGGGCAGCGAUAUCGAACGUCUGUACGUAUCCACUCGCCCUCAUCAUCACUCGGCUCCAAAUCCAACGACAACUACGCAAGAACGCCAAUUCGCCCCACUCGGAGGAGUAUAAAUCUAUUCGAGACGCUGCAAAGAAAAUAUAUACCAGGGAGGGUGGUAUUAAUGGCUUCUACAUCGGCGUCGUCUCAGACACCUCGAAGACAAUUGCCGACUCCUUCCUGUUCUUCUUGGCCUACAACUUUCUCCGUCAGACUCGAAUACAAUCCUCCAGAACAUCUAGCAAGCAUCUCCCGGUCAUAGACGAACUGGGCGUGGGCUUCCUGGCCGGAGCCCUUUCCAAAUUUCUUACGACACCUGUUGCGAACAUUGUUACCCGGAAGCAGACGUCUUCAAUGCUUUCAGGUCGAGAUUCGGGCAGAGACACAGACCAGGGCUCGUUACGCUCAAUCGCUUCGCAGAUUCGGGCAGAGAAGGGCGUGCAAGGCUUUUGGUCAGGCUAUUCAGCAUCUCUGGUCCUCACCUUGAACCCAUCUCUCACUUUCUUCUUCUUCGAAGCUUUCAAACGCACUCUUCUUCCGCGCAGUCAACGCCAGAGUCCCUCACCGCAGGCAAUUUUCUUACUGGCUGCAAUCAGCAAAGCCAUGGCAUCAACGAUAACCUACCCUUUCUCACUGGCUAAAUCACGUCUACAAUCCUCCUCUGGCCUCGAUAAACGCGAAAGCUUGUCCACCGUCAAGCUGGAAGGCACUGAGGCACCUAAAAAAGCGCCUAGCAAUGUCUUCACUGUGAUUCUUCGAAUCGCCCAGACCGAAGGCCUCGGCGCGCUAUAUGAGGGUCUUGGGGGCGAAGUAAUGAAAGGCUUUUUCAGUCACGGAAUCACGAUGAUCGUGAAGGAAGCAGUCCACAAGCUUGUCAUCCAGCUUUACUACAGCAUCCUCACGAUGCUCAAGAAGUAUCCCAGUCCACAGGAACUAGCAGUAUCCGUGAAAGGGCAAGCCGUGCAGGUCGCAGAAAACGUUGAAGACCUGGCAGGAUCGGCGAAGGAGCAAGCCGGCCGUACGGCAGAAAAUAUUAGGGAAUCAGCUGAGUCCACAAAAGAGCAAGCAGGGCGAAUGGCAGAGAGCAUUGGACAGCACGUCAAGCAGACAGCCGUCAGUGUUGAGACACAAGCGGGCCAUGUGGCAGAUAGUAGUGGGAAUUGGACAUAUGAAAGGGCGGCCAGCGCGAAGACACAAGCGGGGCAGAUGACGGAUAACCUUGGAGCUUGGACACAAGAGGCAGCGGCCAAUGUGGCCGAGAACUUGGGUGAGCGGAAACAGCAGGCCGCGAACAUGGCAACAGAUGGUAUACAAGUGGUCAAAGAAAAGAGCCGAGACCUGGCGACGGAGGCCAAUGCCAGGCUGAAGAAGACGGAGGACACCUGA